UCAUAACGUCAUAAAGGCGCGCAAGAGCGUGAGGUACGUUGUCAGGUGUUGGGACCAAGAAUCUAGCAACGUCGGUUGUGACAGCCUAUGGCUCGCCCACGGUAGUUCAUUCCAAACACACUUCGCACUCACCAGAAUAUUUCAACCGAGAACAACUGCAGCAGGCGUACUAACUGACGUGGGCUUCAAAUGAGGUCCUGCUGUUAUGGAUGCACAAGACGACGGAUAUUACGCUUCAUGGAACUCCUAUCGAAGGAGACCGCAGUGCAAGCUCCUGGAAACUAUAUAUGAAUAUCCAAAGCUGCGCAUGAAUGGCAGGAAGCAGUUCAUGUCCGUGAGGAAAUACAAGCGGUUCAUAGAUUUCACUGCAGGGCCAACAGCGAGCAAAACGUGGAAAAGAAGUCAAAAAGCGCGGAAACUUGCUAGCAGUCGCUUAAAGCACGCCUUUGGAGCUUCCAACUACGGUGACGGGCCGCUGCACUCGGUCCGCCGUGUGCGAAAUGCAAGAGCGCGCACACCGCCUUUGUUCGAGAACCGAUCGGUCUCGCAAGAAUGCUCCGAAGCAUGGACGAGGCCGCCGAGCUUCUUCAAAACUGCCGUUGCUGCUGCUUUGGAACGUGUGGGCGAGACAGAUGACGGGUCUGCCAGGAACGACGAGCCUCGUGUAGGGCCAGCGUGUAUUGGUAACUUUGAAUUGCCAGAAACCUUUGUUGUGUCAAACACGGACUUAAUUGUUGAGGAGGCUGCCACUAUUGAAUUGCCUCUAGAUUGCAGAAGCGAGAAGGAAGAUACUCUAGGCAUCGAUUUUAAUAGAGAUUGUUCAGUACGUGAAUAUGACGAAAAUGUUUCAUCCGGGGAUAGCACUAUUACUCCGUGGUGCUGUGUGCUGCAAUGUCCAGAGACAAAGGAAGAUCAUACCAUGUAUUGUUACAGCAGUGGUGAUCCGUCGCGGGUGGUUGACUGUAGAAACGGUGCUUUUUGUGGGAAAAGCCAGGGGGAAACACUGGGCGGAACAGUGCCAUUAUAAGGUUUUCGUACAGUUUCUGACAGGAGGCCCCUGCGUGCGUGGCCAACAUGCCAAGGGGACGAUGUCUCUAAUACCGCGAUGGAACGGGUUUCAGUGGUUGACACAGCUCACAGUCUCUGUGAGAGUGUUGUGAAAACCAGUGGAGCAAGUGGUCAUUAGAAUAGUAAGAGUUGUUUACUAAGCCAGGCAGUAAAAGCUAACAAUGGUAAUGUUAUAUAACAUUAUUUUGCUAGCUUUUAUGUGCACAUGAUAUGUGACAGUCGCUAGUACACAAGAGUUUUUUUAUGCUGCAUUUGUUGUUCUAUGUAAAACUUAUCAGUGAGCAGUGCAUUAUUGCAAAAGGCUUGUGCAGUGCAGCUGAUACAGUGUAAUACAGUCCAAAUGCAAACAUAAUGUGAACCUGCAUUGUGAUCCUCUGCUGUGCCUUUAAUUGCUGAGCACACAUGCAGGAAGUUUUAUCACAGUCAGUAUGGGCUACGGUAUGCGAGUGCAUAGCAAAGGGCUGUCCCAGGUUACUUGUACAGAUUAUACUUUGUUCACAAAUUGGACAAGGCACCAAUGUUCCCGUAGCGUAUAAAUACAGUGGUGCCUUUUUGUCAUGUGGAAUAGUUUAGGACUGUCGAGCAAAGAAUGUUGAAGUUGUGGCUUGUUUUAUUUCUGGAAUAAUGAGCGCUCGCAACUUGUGCAAAAAGUGAUCACUGCGUGUUUUCGCGAGACCAAAAUUUUGAACAUUGAUCUAAAAGAAAUAGUCGUAAUGAGCCCUGAAAAGAUGUUUGAGACAAGGGAGCUUGCAUCCUCCCCUUGAAUGUCCCAGUAUAAACUGGGACUUCGUACAGUAUAAACAUCUUGUGAUAGGCACCAUUAUGCAACUUUGGGAAGGUGCUUUGCCAUGCGCUCUUGCAAUGUAGGCCAUAAUGAACAAAAUGCUACUUGUUUAUUUUAUUGCUCCAAUGGUGCGAGAAGAGUCUAGCAAUUGUUUGCCUGGCCAGCAUGCACAUUUGUCUAAAAAUUCUUGGACCAAGGUGAUGGCCCUCUGACAUAUAGUUGCACUAUUACUGUAUACUAGUGAUCUUUGGUUUAUAAGUACCUGCUAGUCCGAUCUGAUCGCAACAAGCAUUUGGUUGCAUUGCAAGUUUUUUUAGAUGUUUUCAGAUACUUUAGCGUUAUAGACUAAGAGAUGACUUUUUGUCACCUUUGUACUUUAACUGUUUUAUAUAUUAACCAAACUUUUUUUAGUUCUGUUCCUGGCGCAAAAAGCUGAAAUGAGAAUUGUGCGCCUUUUCAAUGCUGUACCAAAAAGCUGGUCUUUCAUUACUGUUGUAUGUUAUAUUUCGAGAACUGUUGUAUAGUUAACCGAAGUUUUCAAGUUCUGUACCUGGAUUAAAAAAAAAAAAAAGAAACCGGGGA
Messenger RNA from Rhipicephalus microplus (southern cattle tick), 2434 nucleotides. RefSeq lists its product as uncharacterized. NCBI's taxonomy places the organism in Eukaryota, Metazoa, Arthropoda, Arachnida, Ixodida, Ixodidae. The record is from RefSeq and is a predicted model, not a curated record.